AUGGUGCUCUCCGUUCCGCUACUGGACAAAUUCCGCUCCGUCGUCCAGGGGCACGUUCUGGACGACCCGGUGGACCGGCUGAACUACCGUACCGCCGCCCUCGUGCUGUCGUUUUUCGCGAUUCUCGUCUCGGCUGAGCAAUUCGCGGGUUCACCUAUCAAAUGCUGGAUGCCGCAAGAGUUCGGCGAGGGCUGGUCCCAGUACGUCCACCAGUACUGCUUCACCUCGAACACGUACUUUGUGCGCAACAACGACACCGACGCGUUGGACUCGGAUCAUAGGGAGCAGAUCCCCCACAUCGCCUACUACCAAUGGGUGCCAUUCAUGUUGGCCGUCCAGGCCCUGUGCUUCUACCUGCCGAACUGGCUCUGGACGGCGUACGCGUCUGGGUUCAGCAUCGACUUGGCGAACUGCGUCGAGGGGGCGCUCAAGGCGAAGACGCUCACCGGGGAGGCUAGGCAAAAGGAGAUCGAGCUCGUCGCCAUCACCGUCUCCGAGGGGCUCGGCCUGGGCGAGUCGAGGAACAGCCGCUAUUUCCGGUUCCGCCGCGACUACCUGUCGAACACGCUGACGUGGCUGUACAUCGUCAUGAAGUGCCUGUACGUCGUCAACAUUGUCGCCCAGCUGUGCCUUCUCAAUCGCUUCCUCGGCACGCAACACCAUCUGUUUUGGGGCUUCAAUGUAUUCCGCGCCCUCCUUCAAGGCAUGGAAUGGGACCGCACCGGCCUGUUCCCACGCGUCACGUUCUGCGACCUGCGUGUCCACCAAUCCCACGGCGCUCCCAUGACGUACACGGUGCAAUGUGUGUUGCCCCUCAACAUGCUCAACGAGAAGCUGUUUGUGCUGAUGUGGGCCAUGCUCGCCCUCCUGCUCCCCAUCACCACCCUCAACGCCAUCUACGCCCUCGUCAAAGCGGCGCUCCCGCGGAAUGGGACUGUCAAUAAAUGGCUCAAGCACGGGCCAGUGUACGAGCUGGGGCAGGUGCGCCGCUUCGCCAGCGAAGACGGGAUGCUGGUGCUCGGCUUCGUCGAGAACCACGCUGGGCUCGGCGUCACGCGCGAGGUGACAGGGAAAUUGAUGGCCGAAUUCUCUGCCGCCAUCCAGCAGGGCACCGCCGAGAUGACGCCCCUCCUCCCCGACGUGGUCAAAGAUCCGCUCCCCGCCCGCGUGCCGCCGCGACGCCAACGAGUGCUGGCCAAC
Mesorhabditis spiculigera is the source of this 1200-nucleotide messenger RNA. NCBI's taxonomy places the organism in Eukaryota, Metazoa, Nematoda, Chromadorea, Rhabditida, Rhabditidae. The record is from the annotation of a GenBank genome assembly.